CUGCCUUCUCCUGCACCAGCUGCACCCUCGUCCCCAUCGCUGACCCCGGCAGAAGAGCGCGCGAUGUCGGCCACCAGGGAGCUCUUCGGAGGCACCAUCACCGCAGACCUCCCCUCACAGCUCAUCGAUGCCUCAGACCUCCGCCAAGUGCCAGACACACAAGAGGUCUUCCUAUCACCUGCCUCCGGGAUCAGCAUCAUCGUCGAAGUCCUCCAGAGUGUCCCCGCGACCGACCCCCGAGAAGCCGCCGGCCUCCACUUCGACGCCCUCGCGCACGACAAUGACGCAAAGUCCCACAAGGUCCACGACGCGACCAAGGUCCCCAACGGCUCCAACGGCGCCACCCCCGACCCCGUCGUCCUCUACGGCACCCAGACCGUGCACAAGUUCAACAGCACGUCCGCGGACGAGGUCCGCAUCCUCCUCGCCCUCUACCGCGUCAAGCACAAGGCCGUCGACCUCGUCAUGACCAUGAACGUCCCCAUGACCAGCACCGACGGCGGCUCCGUCAGCGAGGACAGCUGGGCCGAGGCCAAGGCCGUCUUCGACAUCGCCGCCAAGUCCUUGCGCAUCGUUGACUACGGGUUGUUUGCGUAGGUCGCGGGGGAGGGGCAGUGGUUCGAAUCCGUCAAUAAUACUGUAUCAUAGGAACGUUUGCCCGUUGUUGUAUACUGAUUCUUCAGUGCAUAACUCCUUCGGCUUGCGCCUUGUACGCACGCAAUGCCAGUACAAGACCUUCGAUGUCAGCCUAGUCCGUACUCUUGAAGGGGUAUACCACCAUUGUACUCGGGGACUCUGGCACCCUAACGCCUGGUUUCGUUACGCUCAUUUGUCACAGCCUACAGCGGUAUGGUCUUCUUUGGAUCCCGAUGCAUCCUGGCGCGCUUGAGCUCAACCUCAUACUACCAAGCGCCACACAUGUCCCUUGAACAGCUCCAGGAUCCGUAUCCGGCUGCCGUUCCCUUCCUGCAAGUUCCAAGGUGGUUUCUUGCUUGUCGACGUAUCUGCCGGGAACUUGAUGCCGAGCAGUUCCUAGGACAUCGCCGGUCGUCUACUGAAGUCUACGAAUCUAUGCAUGCACGGAAAUAUUUGGCGUGAGGGAAGGUGGACGUGGUUCCGUCCUCGCAAGGGACACGGCGGUCCGGCCCUCGCUUCAGUCUCGGACCCGGGUAAGGUAUUGCCUUCCGAAGACUGUAAGUUGGCCUUGCAAAACCUUCUGCCAGGAAGCGGUCGAUAUCCGGAAGCAUGCCACGACGAGCAGCAGCUCUCUACCAGCGUAACAUAUGAGGUUCAUGGAGUGGGACAAACUGUACAUUGACCAAGAAGCUACAGAUACAAGUGUGUAUACAAAGCAAAAAGCAUACUGGAGAGAUUGCCCGGUCGUGCACAAACAGACAAGCACAGCGUGAGACACCGACGGCAGCAACGACGCCCGUCUAGGCCAACCUCAAGGAACAGCCCGACCGCACGGGUAACCACCCCACAUCCGUGGGGGUGGGGAGCAUUCUGCGAAGCACGCUCAAGCGAAAGCGACGUCGUCUUCCCUCCCAGCCUCGUCCCGCUCCGCAGCGGCCUCCGCCUCAGGGUCCUCCUCUAUCCUCUGGCCCACCACGUUCGUCGUCUCCGCUGCGGCCUUCGCCUCCUUCUUGCGCUUCGCCGACUCCUUCAGCUUCUCCCACCGCUCCCGGAAGCGCACAAUCAUCGCUUUCUGCAACGCCCGCACACCGAUGUCAGCUCCUGCUCGAAGACGGCGGCGCCCGCGGGCGGGGAUGUGGAUGUGGAUGUGGAUGGGGAUGUGGGACGGGGCGACGCCGACGCACCUGCUUCUCGUUCUCGCUGCGGAGGUUCCGGACCUCCUCCUCGAGCUCCCGCACGCGCCGCACGAGCUGGGGGUCGCGUUCGCGGCCGUUGUUCGCCGCCGCGACGGCUGCGGGCACCGGAGGGGGGACGGGCACGGUGAGGUUCAGGGACGCGAUGUCCACUGGCGGCUGUACGGCAGUCGGGCGCGCGACGACGGUCGAGGACAGCAUUGCGCGGUGUGCCUGAGACCCGGGAACAAACGUUAGCACGAGCUUCUCUUCGGAGCACACGACGUCGGCAUGAAAGACGGAGCAGCAGGCCGCAAGGGGGCACGCGGCAUCAGAAAUACGGCUUGGAAAACGGAGAGGAACCGCACCUCUUUCCUCGCGAGCAUAAUGCUGUCGCGCAACUGCUGGUCCUGUUCCUGGCGGGCCUUGAGCGCCGCCUCCAUAUUCACGAGCUGCUGUCGUUGCUUCUCGAGCUCCGCCUUGAGCGAGGCGUUUUCCUCCUUCAGAGAUGCGACGCCCGGCUCGGACUUCGACGGCACGAGACAGAACGAGUCCGCCAUGUCGUCAUCUUCGAACGCGCGGACAUCGUCGUCCCAAUCGUCGCGAAUGUCGAACGCGUGCGACGGCUGUGGCGGAGGCGGGAAGACGCUGGGCCCCGGCGCCGCCUCCGUGUCCGAGCCCGUCGCGGGCGAGUCGUACCGGGUGAGCAUCCUGGAAUGGGCGGCCUUCACGAGGCUGAUCCCGCGGGAGAUCUUCUUGGAUAUCGGAUCUUCGAGGUCGGUGUCGCUGCUCCAGCUGCCGUUCCGAUUGCUGUUCAGAUUGGAUUCUUGGGGAGCGAGCGGGGCGGUCGCGAAUGCAACGGGUCGGGAGAGAUACUCCAGCAUGCCCUCGGUCGCCUUCCAGAAUUGGUGGAAUGCGUCUCCCGGGUCAGAUCUUUGCCCUAGAAGCAUGAACGACUCGUCUACCGUCUGCUGUGAGUCCGACAGCUUGUUCUGGGGUUGCGGCGGCGGAGGUGACGAUGGAGGCUGAGGAGACGGAGGAGAGACACUGGUGCUUGGACCAGCAGCGGGAACUCGAGGGGGCUUCUGCGGUAAGGAAGGAUCCUUGUUCUCUUCUCUCAGCUUCGCAAUGCGCCUUUGCAAGUCCUUGCCCAUCUUCAUGUGUUCGUUGUGCAGCAUUCGAAGCGUGCGCUUUGUGUUGUCGUCGUUCGAUGCAUCUACACACGCUUGAAAGGCCUCUGCGGCCUUGUAAUGC
Dichomitus squalens LYAD-421 SS1 is the source of this 3062-nucleotide messenger RNA. Its product is annotated as Mog1p/PsbP-like protein. Gene Ontology annotation, cellular component: nucleus. Gene Ontology annotation, molecular function: small GTPase binding; guanyl-nucleotide exchange factor activity. The transcript has 7 exons. Lineage: Eukaryota; Fungi; Basidiomycota; Agaricomycetes; Polyporales; Polyporaceae. The coding region runs from base 64 to 597 and encodes 177 amino acids. The record is from RefSeq and is a predicted model, not a curated record. Gene Ontology annotation, biological process: protein import into nucleus.